Molecule: messenger RNA, 1049 nt
Organism: Ananas comosus (pineapple)
Lineage: Eukaryota; Viridiplantae; Streptophyta; Magnoliopsida; Poales; Bromeliaceae
Product: very-long-chain (3R)-3-hydroxyacyl-CoA dehydratase PASTICCINO 2A
Biological process (GO): very long-chain fatty acid biosynthetic process; sphingolipid biosynthetic process; fatty acid elongation
Cellular component (GO): endoplasmic reticulum membrane
Molecular function (GO): 3-hydroxyacyl-CoA dehydratase activity
Source: RefSeq, a predicted model, not a curated record
UCCUCCUCCUCCCCCACUCUCUUCUUCUUCGUGUGGUCUCUAAUGGCGGGGUUCCUCUCAACCCUAAAGCGGAUCUACCUCUCCAUCUACAACUGGACCAUAUUCGUCGGAUGGUUUCAGGUUUUGUUCUUUGCGUUGAAGACUUUGAGGGAAUCGGGGCACACCGCGGUGUACGAUGCCGUCGAGAGGCCGCUGCAGCUCGCACAAACCGCGGCGAUCAUGGAGAUUCUCCAUGGACUCGUAGGAUUGGUGAGAUCUCCGGUAUCGGCGACUUUGCCACAAAUUGGGUCGAGGCUGUAUGUUACUUGGGGCAUCUUGUGGAGUUUCCCUGAGACCAGGACACAUAUUCUUGUUAGCUCCUUGGUUAUCAGCUGGUCAAUUACAGAGAUUAUCAGGUACUCCUUCUUUGGUGUGAAAGAAGCUUUUGGAUUUACACCUUCCUGGCUUUUGUGGCUUAGGUACAGCACUUUCCUCUUAUUGUAUCCAACUGGCAUCACCAGUGAGGUUGGCCUAAUUUAUAUUGCCUUGCCAUACGUUAAGGCAUCCGAAAAAUACUGCAUUAGGAUGCCCAACAAGUGGAACUUCUCCUUCGAUUACUUCUAUGCGGCAAUUGUAGCACUCGGAAUCUAUGUCCCAGGUAGCCCGCACAUGUACACCUACAUGCUCGGGCAGCGGAAGAAGGCGCUCUCAAAGUCUAAAACCGCAUAAACCGUAAACAGUUAUACCCGUGGAGCAUCAUUAUUUGAUGCUAAUCUUGGUGCAGCGCCGAAUUCUCUACUGCAGUUUAUUUGAAGAAAGGAGAUGCUGACAAAACUAGGGCUAUAGCAAUUAUGUGUGAUUUUGAUUUUGUCCUGUUUCGCUUUCAUGUUUUAGUUGUUCAAUGGGAUAUUCUUGUAGGUUCUUUUUGUUUGUUUAAUUGUUCUGUUUCCAUUAAAAAGCUCAAUGCUGCUAAGAAUUUGCUUUUCAUGAGCUCACUGGUUCAGGAUAGUCUUAUUUGUAUGUUUAUCUGAGUAGUUUGUUAUUUUCACUCUGAGCUCUGGUCUCUCAAA